ACCUCCGUCUGCGAGGCAACAAGGCAGCUCGCAUUUCGCCGCUCACCCAGCGCCCGAGGGAGGCGCGUUAUCCAUGGCCACCUACAGUCCUUCCGGUGCUUCCACUCUGCUCACUCACCCGCGAACUUCCCCCACCAGGAUUCCCGGUCCGGCUUCCGGUCGGAGCUCUCCCUGCGCAGUUGUUGGGCGGGAGAGGAGCAGGAGGAGGGGCGCGGUGGGUUCCGUGCGAGCGUGCUUCAAUCCUCUCGGGGACGAGCGCAUCCUCCGGGAGGCCUUGAAGGAGCCAGUUGCAUUCUUGGGUGGCGUGUUUGCUGGUCUCUUGAGGCUUGACCUGAAUGAGGAUCCUCUCAAGGAGUGGGUGACUCGAACGGUGGAGGCUUCUGGAAUAGCUGAGGAGAAUAGCACCGAGGAAUCUGAUGAGGGAGCUCAAGGUGAUGGACCUCAACAAAUCGAGAUUGAGUGAGGUGCUUUAGUUGCCUUUUGCCCUCCUUUACAAACUUGCCUUGUAACUCAUUACGAACAUAUCUGUAAUAUCUAAGCAAUAGAAUGCUUGGCCCGGUUUUAAUGUGCAGCUUUAUAUAAAAAUACUGGCAUGUUGUUAGUA
This is a messenger RNA of Lolium rigidum, 604 nucleotides long. RefSeq names its product UPF0426 protein At1g28150, chloroplastic-like. Lineage: Eukaryota; Viridiplantae; Streptophyta; Magnoliopsida; Poales; Poaceae. The transcript is spliced from 3 exons. The record is from RefSeq and is a predicted model, not a curated record. The coding region runs from base 74 to 463 and encodes 129 amino acids.